AUGGGCUGGGAAGUACUGCUUCAUCCCUAUUACAGUCCUCAUUUAGCGCCUAGUGGUUUCUAUUUGUUUCGUGCACAGAAGGAGGCAUUACGUGGGAAGAGGUUCCAGGACAACGAGGACGUGAAAAGCUCUGCAGGCGGCGCAGUCCGGGGCCACGGCGUGGAGCCAAGGCGCGGCCGCUGCCAGGGCGGGGGAGACUCGGGCCGGCGAGGAAGUGGCGGGCAGCAGGCGUGGCAGGGGGCAGCACGGCGCAGGCGAUCCAGGGCAGUGGGGGCCUCUGAGCUGCAGGUGGCGUGGCGCAGGAGGUGGGCAAAGAGAGGUUACGGUGAGCUACACGGCUGGACCUGCGAGGCGACGUGGCGAGCGCCACAGCAGGCAGCGCUGUGCGACGCGCAGAGUGGCGAGUGGGGCGUUGUCGUGCUGGAAAGUCACGCCCGGCUGCGGCUCGUGGCGCAGCAGCAGCCAGCUGGCGGGUCCCGUGUGGCUAUGGCGGCUCCAGCAGGUGUGGCACAGCAGCAGCCAGCUGGCGGGUCACGUGUGGCUGUGGCGGCUCCAGCAUGUGUUGCACAGCAGCAGCCAGCUGGCGGGUCCCGUGUGGCUGUGGCGGCUCCAGCAGGUGUGGCACAGCAGCAGCCAGCUGGCGGGUCCCGUGUGGCUGUGGCGGCUCCAGCAGGUGUUGCACAGCAGCAGCCAGCUGGUGGGUCCCGUGUGGCUGUGGCGGCUCCAGCAGGUGUGGCACAGCAGCAGCCAGCUGGCGGGUCCCGUGUGGCUGUGGCGGCUCCAGCAGGUGUGGCACAGCAGCAGCCAGCUGGCGGGUCCCGUGUGGCUGUGGCGGCUCCAGCAGGUGUGGCACAGCAGCAGCCAGCUGGCGGGUCCCGCGUGGCUGUGGCGGCUCCAGCAGGUGUGGCACAGCAGCAGCCAGCUGGCGGGUCCCGCGUGGCUGUGGCGGCUCCAGCAGGUGUGGCACAGCAGCAGCCAGCUGGCGGGUCCCGUGUGGCGGUGGCGGCUCCAGCAGGUGUGGCACAGCAGCAGCCAGCUGGCGGGUCCUGUGUGGCUGUGGCGGCUCCAGCAGGUGUGGCACAGCAGCAGCCAUCUGGCGGGUCCCGUGUGGCUGUGGCGGCUCCAGCAGGUGUGGCACAGCAGCAGCCAGCUGGCGGGUCCCGUGUGGCUGUGGCGGCUCCAGCAGGUGUGGCACAGCAGCAGCCAGCUGGCGGGUCCCGUGUGGCUGUGGCGGCUCCAGCAGGUGCGGCACAGCAGCAGCUAGCUGGCGGGUCCCGUGUGGCUGUGGCGGCUCCAGAAGGUGUGGCACAGCAGCAGCCAGCUGGCAGGUCCCGUGUGGCGGUGGCGGCUCCAGCAGGUGUGGCACAGCAGCAGCCAGGUGGUGGGUCCCGUGUGGCUGUGGCGGCUCCAGCAGGUGUGGCACAGCAGCAGCCAGCUGGCGGGUCAUGUGUGGCUGUGGCGGCUCCAUCAGGUGUGGCACAGCAGCAGCCAGCUGGUGGGUCCCGUGUGGCUGUGGCGGCUCCAGCAGGUGUGGCACAGCAGCAGCCAGCUGGCGGGUCCCGUGUGGCUGUGGCGGCUCCAGCAGGUGUGGCACAGCAGCAGCCAGCUGACGGGUCCCGUGUGGCUGUGGUGGCUCCAGCAGAUGUGGCACAGCAGCAGCCAGCUGGUGGGUCCCGUGUGGCUGUGGUGGCUCCAGCAGGUGUGGCACAGCAGCAGCUAGCUGGCGGGUCCCGUGUGGCUGUGGCGGCUCCAGCAGGUGUGGCACAGCAGCAGCCAGCUGGCGGGUUCAGCAGGUGUGGCGGAGCAGCGGACACUGAACGGCCCUCGCGGUCCAGGCUGCCUUAA
This is a messenger RNA of Schistocerca cancellata (South American locust), 1845 nucleotides long. RefSeq names its product spidroin-2-like. The record is from RefSeq and is a predicted model, not a curated record. Lineage: Eukaryota; Metazoa; Arthropoda; Insecta; Orthoptera; Acrididae. The coding region runs from base 1 to 1845 and encodes 614 amino acids. Gene Ontology annotation, molecular function: nucleic acid binding. The transcript is spliced from 5 exons.